Orussus abietinus is the source of this 1286-nucleotide messenger RNA. RefSeq names its product charged multivesicular body protein 2a (gene Vps2). Gene Ontology annotation, biological process: late endosome to vacuole transport; protein transport; endosome transport via multivesicular body sorting pathway. The coding region runs from base 1 to 687 and encodes 228 amino acids. Gene Ontology annotation, cellular component: ESCRT III complex; multivesicular body. The transcript is spliced from 4 exons. The record is from RefSeq and is a predicted model, not a curated record. Lineage: Eukaryota; Metazoa; Arthropoda; Insecta; Hymenoptera; Orussidae.
AUGGAGUGGUUAUUUGGGAAACGUAUUACGCCGGAAGAAAUGUUGAGGAAAAAUCAACGUGCCCUCAACAAAGCUAUGCGGGACCUUGACAGGGAAAAAAUGCGGAUGGAACAGCAGGAGAAGAAGAUCAUAGCUGAUAUUAAAAAACUUGCCAAGGAGGGACAAAUGGAUGCUGUCAAGAUAAUGGCAAAAGAUCUCGUUAGAACUAGACGUUACGUUAAGAAGUUUAUGUUGAUGAAAGCUAACAUCCAAGCGGUAUCGUUGAAGAUCCAAACGUUGCGUUCGCAAAACACGAUGGCACAAGCUAUGAAGGGUGUAACGAGAGCAAUGCAGAGCAUGAACAAGCAACUUAAUCUUCCACAAAUACAGAAGAUAUUGCAGGAGUUUGAGAAACAGUCGGAAAUUAUGGAUAUGAAGGAGGAAAUCAUGAACGACGCGAUAGACGACGCGAUGGAAGAUGAAGGAGACGAGGAAGAAAGCGAUGCAGUUGUCUCGCAAGUGUUAGACGAAUUGGGGCUGCAAUUAACGGAUCAACUUUCGGGUUUACCACAAGCUGCCGGCUCCUUGAGUGUGGCAGGUUCGAAACAACCUGUGGCUGCUGCUGCAGGAACUGCCGACGAGUCAAACAAUCUAGCAGAUGCCGAUGCCGAUCUGCAGGCCAGAUUGGAAAAUUUACGCCGAGAGUAAAAGUAUUUUUUUUUUUCCUUCAUUGGAUAUUUGUAUAAUUAAUUUGUCAGAAUUUUGCUUUAUACUUGUGAUAACGUUUUCUUAAGGGAGCGGAACUUACCGCACCGGUACUCGAAGAAAGCUAAAUCGAUGCAUUGACACCGCUCCCUUAAAAGCCCUUACGUCUCGAAGGGGUUGCAAGAAUUUAAUAAUUAACUAAAGAUUCGGUACCAGAGACCGGAGUUGCUGUACAUUAAAAUCGAACGUGCACUUUUCACCGCGUAGAAUAAUCUUUGACUAAGGACGUGGGGUUUUAUAAUUUUGCUAUAAAGUAGAAUCGUUGCAGCGGUCGCACGUUUGUGUAUAGAAUAAUGCCCAGAAAUUGUUAUUUCCGGUUAGAAUAGGAGAAACUAAUUAAAAAUGGGUGGAACGUUGCCGAGAGAGGCAGAGGAAAGGCAGGGUUCGAAAGGUCUACAAAGACUGCUUGCAAUCUGCAAUAUAUAUAUAUAUAUAUUAUUUAAUGUGAAUAUCUUAGGAAUUAUAAUUAACUAGUGGACUAAAGUUAUGUACAGGAGAUCUCUUCGUUCCGUAUUAAAUAUACAUACGUAUGGCACUUUGUA